Messenger RNA from Panthera uncia (snow leopard), 3528 nucleotides. Its product is annotated as collagen alpha-1(I) chain-like. The coding region runs from base 1 to 3528 and encodes 1175 amino acids. Lineage: Eukaryota; Metazoa; Chordata; Mammalia; Carnivora; Felidae. The record is from RefSeq and is a predicted model, not a curated record. The transcript has 15 exons.
AUGGGGACACCCCCUGCCGGCCUCAGCUUCCCUGUCUCGCCCCUCAAGGCCGCAGACCCACUGUUCCUCCCGGGCUCAGGGCCCCUUCUCAGCCAGUCCCCUGCCUCCGGUCCGCCCGGCCAAUGCGGCCACAUCCAAGAUGGCGGCCCAGAGGCCUUCUGCCCACUCAGGCCCGCGGCCCAGCCUCCCCCUCCCACCAGCGGGCCAGAUCCGCCCCAGCACCAGGCCCCAGCACCAGGCCCCGGGCCCCUGCAGCCCCCGCCGCCCGCCCCGGCCCCCGCGCCCUCCCGGCCCGGGUGCCCCAUGAACAGCAAACCGGACCUCAGCUUCCUUCCUCUGCACACGCGGCGGCCCAAAGAGGGCCUUCAGCACAAGCUGUGGCUACCGUCUACCUUGGGACCUGCCGCUCCAAGGCCCCCGAUCCCAGGACUGGUGGCCCUGAGCCCUGCAGAGGGCCUCUUCUGGCCCCUGGCCCCCAGAACCAGGUGCAAGGGAUUGGCAGAAGACACCCAGCGUGGAGCCCGCGGCCAUGGCGGAGAAGGCGGCGGUGCCCAGACCCCGGGGCCACCAGGCCGGCACAGGGCGGGCCUCACCAGGCACAGUCCUGCCUCCAGCACCAAGGACACUCACACACCACACCGCACAGGCAAGGGCUUCAGUAAGGACGGACACCUCAAGAGGCCCUUGACGAGGUCGGCCCAGAAAGGGGCCCACGCUCAGCCAGGCCGGUCCCCAGGGGGCGCAGGGGCCGGGACCCUCGGCUGCACCAUCGGCUACCUGACUGGGUCCUGCCACCUGCUGACCCCAGAGCCGGCCCAGGGGCCCCAGCUGCAACCAACUCCCCCCCCAGCUGUAUCUCCAGCUCGGGGGCUAAGGUUCCCGGCACCGCCACCCACCAUUCAGCUGGACGUGGCCUUGCCCCAGGCCCCUGAUGUGGGGACACGGCAGAAAGCCCACUGCGGGAGACAGAGGGUGAACCAGCACGCAAAGGAGGGAAUUAGGGGUCGAGGGGCAGGGAGGCCCGGUGUGGUUCUGGGGACCCGGAAGGGCUUCACGGAGAACUGGGAACAGGAGGGGCCGGUGGGGCCGAAGGCAGCCCGGCGCUCAGGGCAGGGGAGCAGCCGGCCAGAGGGGAGCCUGUGGGGGGAGAGCAGGCUCUGCCAGGCGGCAGUGGAGCCAGGGUUCAAGCUCAGGUCCGAGGACAUCCAAACCAUCAGCCCACACGGCCCCCUGAGGCCCCUGAAGGCAUCCGCUGGUGAGGACGGGCGGGUCUCCUUCCUGUCCCCACAUCAGGAGACCGAGGCCAGAUCCGGGGAGUCAGGCAGUCAGGCGCCCCCCGCCACACGCCCUGCCGAGGCUGCCACCUGCUCCUCACACCGGCCCACGCGAGUCGGGGUCCCCGUGCGAGCCCGGCCGGGUCCUGCUCUGCACCGCCCGCCCACCAAGGCCCAAGGCCGCCGCCCCAGCUGCCCCUCCAGGGCGCACGGCGUCCACAGCCCCGCAGGGCCCGCCGGGGCACUGCUCGGCCUCAAGCGAGGGAUCCACCUCUCUGGGGCUCAGUUCCCCGCACGCCCACGUCGUCGCAGCUGUCGCGGGGACAGUGUCUCCGGGGCCCUUCACACCCUGAGGCUGGAUUUCCAGGCGCUACUCCCCCGAAGCUGGAAGACCAGGCCAACAGAGACCCUCUCCAGCCCCACCCGGCUCCUCAUGGGCGGGGAGGGGGGCACACCCCCUGGGGAGGGACGGUCGUCCCCGCCCUCCCACGGCCACACUGGCCCCAGGCCGGCCUCUCCCGUCCAGAGGGGCCCGGGGCUGGGGGGGGCGGGGGGGGGCAGCCGCGGCCGGUGCUGGGGAGGGGGCCGCUUCCGCUGCCCCCGGGAGCCCGCCGCGGCCGGCCGCUGUGCUGCCGACACCCCGAGGUACCACUGCCCCCAAAGCAAAGAACAGGUGGGCAGAGGGCCUUCUGGCCAGCUGCUGGUGGGCUACUGGGCUGUGGCCCUGAGUCUCCACCUCUUCGUCUUUAAAGGGGGUUCUCGGGAGGACCCUCCGAGCGCCGACGCGCACUCAGUACCCGGCCCGGCUCGGGAUGCCCGGCUCCUGGCGGAGUCCUCGCCGCAGCUUCACACGGCCCUGUGGCCGCGGGCACCACCUGGGGCCUUCCUGGAGAUGGUGGCAGAAAGUCACAGAACCCAGACGGCAGCAAACAGCCACGCAGACACGGGAGCCCCCGCAGGGAUAAGACCUGGCGAGAGCCGGGGAGAGGAGGAGCUUACGAAAGGCAGUGGGGGGCCCAAGCCAGGCACGAUCGCGGUCCCAGCGGGCUCUGCCUUCCUGAGCACCCAGCGCCCACUGGGGCCUGCCCACCUCAGCCCGGAUGGAGGUCCCAGGCCGUGGCCCUGCUGGGGGCAGCCCCUGCUCACACUGCCCCCCAGGGCCUGGAUGGUGAGACCCCAGCCAGCGGCCUCAGAUCCCAGGUCUGGCCCCACACGAGGCAGGCCCGGCGGCCAAAGCGCCGCCUGCCCGACGCCCGAGCAGGUUCCUCCGUCGCUAAUGAAGCUUCCACACACCCGAGCCGUGAGCCACGGUGGCAGCGACACCUGCAGGGGCGUGGGCACCCACACCGGGGAAAGGAAGCGGGCUCAGAGGGGCCACAUUCGCACCCGAGGCUGGUGCAGGGCCACCGGGCACCAUCCCGCGACCAGCAGGGGUGGCAGUGGGAAAGAACAGCUGCUUCCUGCCCGCUCUGCCCCCACCCCUGACAACAGGCGAGUGUGCAGCGAGUACGGCGCUGGCCCAGCACCCCGCGGCUCCCGGGGAUCCCGGGCCGCCCCCAGGCAAGGCGCGGUGAAAGCAGGGCCUCAGGGAAAGGCCUCCUCCAAAGUGGCCGAGAGGAAACCUGCCUGCCGUGUGCAGCCUGCAGCGGCACUUAGCCCUGGGAAUGACGUCACUGCACCACUGCCCUGCCUGGCUCCCCGCCCCCUUGCCGGCCUUGGGACCCCGGGCAGCUCCAGAACCUUCUGCCGCCCUUUGACUGUGGCCGCUGACAGUCUGACGGGCCUCUCGGCCGGCUUGCGGCUCAUUGAGGCGGGAUCCUCACCGGGCAAGGACACCCCGGCCGGGCUGGACAGUCUGCCACUUCAGCCCCGACGGGGAAAAGAGCUCACUCGUGGCCCAGGCCGGGGGUGGGGCACCAGGGUGGCCUCUCAGAAGCGACACGCGGCCUCCUGUGGGGACCGCCGUGAAGGAGAGGACCCUCGGGUGGCGGGGGCCUGGGGGCCACUGCUCUCGGAGGCGGCACCUCCCCCUCACCCCGACCUUAUCCAAACCAGCACCUUCGGAACACUUUCCCCCGACCGGCAAGGACCGUGGAUGUGUGCGGAGCCGUCCCCGAGUCUGGCCAACGUCACCCGGCCCAACAGAGACCAGAACGACCCCACCAACGCGUGCCAGCACGCGCCCAGGCCCCGCCACAGCCUCUGCGUGGCCUCCACCGAAGACUCGCAGGCCCCCCCCGCACGCCCGCUCUGA